This is a messenger RNA of Drosophila montana, 1618 nucleotides long. It is a transcript of the gene tan, whose product is annotated as C45 family peptidase tan. The transcript has 9 exons. The record is from RefSeq and is a predicted model, not a curated record. Bases 292 to 1494 code for a protein of 400 amino acids. Lineage: Eukaryota; Metazoa; Arthropoda; Insecta; Diptera; Drosophilidae.
GAAUUCUGCCUUCAAGCGCUUUAGAACAAUCAUAUAAAAACUUGGCUUGAAUUAUCUUUAUACAAUUUGUUUACACUGAAAUUCUCUCUCUCUCACUCUCUCACUCUCUUUCUGUCUCUGUGUGUUCGUGCGUGUGUUUGAGUGUUGAAGGAAAGAAAAAUAGAUGCACCACAGCAAACACCAGGAGUAAAUUAUUAUUGUUGCUCAUCCUGCUCGAAUUUCAGAGCCAAAUAGCGCGAAGAGCGAUAAACGGUCCAGAGCACAUAGACCAAAACGAAAGCCCAGGAAGCCAUGUGCACCUCCCCGGUGGCCCACCAAAUGUCAUCCAGCAUGUCCUCCGGCAAGAUAUUGCCCCGUCGUCAGGCGAUACCCGUACUCUACACGCGUGGUACUCACUAUGAGGUCGGCUUCGAUAUGGGUCGCACUUUUGGCUCGAUGAUCAAGAACUUUCUGAUCUUAUCGCAGCCGCUGAACGAGACCUACUUGCCGCUCUAUGGCACCGCAAAAGGCAGGCAAAUCUACAACGAGACGCUCGAAUCGGUCAAAGGCAGCUUUCCGCAGUACAUACGCGAAUUGGAGGGCGUGGCCGAUGGCGCCGAGGUGGAGUUCCAUAAGUUGUUCUUGCUGCACCUGGACGAGAUCUUGCCACAGGCUGUAAAACAUCAGCCACGCAGCAAAAACCAACCGACCGGCUGCUCCUCGAUUAUUGUUAACCAUAAGCAUUGCCGUCUGCUGGGCCACACGGAGGACGCGCUGACGGAGACGCUUAAUCAUUACUACUUUGUGGUGGCGCACAUCAUCAGUGACAAGCCGCAGGGCAAAUAUAAUGUCAAGGAGGAGCAUUUUAUGUCGCUCUGCUAUGCCGGACACCUGCCGGGCUAUACCAUGAGCCAUAAUCAUCAUGGUCUAGUGUUUAGCAUCAACACAAUCAGCGCCGAGCUGUUGCGCAGCGGCAAGACACCUCGUCAUUUUCUGACACGGGCCUUGCUCGCCGCUAGCAACGUGGACGAUGCCUUCAGGGUGCUUACGGAUGCCGGCGUGGGCGCUGCCGAUGCCUGUUCCAUAAACUUUUCAUUUUUGGCCGAUCCGCGUCAAAUGUUUUACAACGUGGAAAUGGCACCAAAUCCGGACCGGAAGAAUGAGUCACACCUGAGCAUCAAGGAGGUACCGCUGGGCGCGCAUAACUACCAUGCCAAUCAAUUUGAGCACAUACACUUGGACCAGGCCAAUGAGCUGAUGUUGGAGUCCAGCGUCUCGCGGAUGCAUGCGUUUAGUAAAUACAAGCCGCCGGCAAGCGAGCAUGAUGUUCGCAAUAUGCUGGGAGAUGUCACUGGCGGCUGCUUUUGCGUGUGGCGCGACAAUGGCAGAUGCGAUGAAGUGGUCAAAACAAUAUCUGUUGGCCUGUUCGAUUUGAAUGCCAAAACCUUUUCACUCUACUCCGAUAAUCCGAGUCUCACCGAGCCACACUGCACGUUGCCCCUGCUUUACAAAUAGUUGUACAAUUAAUAUAAACAUCGCUUGUACUUAUUUGUUAUGAAAAAAAAAAAUAGCAGAACUGUUUGUGCGUCUAGCUAAAAUUUAAACCAUUGGGGAUCAGUUAUUAUCAUAUAUUUCAAAA